UUUCAAAACAUUGUAAAGGAAUGUAGAGAAGUGAAGGCAUGAUUGAUUGAGCUUUUUGUAUAGAUUAUAACACAAUAAAUGAACGCACCAUACUUUUGGCGGGAACCGGUAGAUUUUGACAGUUCAAUCAGGUGGCCGUUUUUUGUGUUUUCUUUGUUACUUUCGGGCUUUCAGCUAAAAUUUAAUUAUGAAACCCACUUAGAUUUGAAGCAAUUUUGUUUAAGUGGCUGCAAAAUGUUUAUAGAAGACAUCCGCAAUGAUUUCUACAACGUACUCCUCGGAAACCGCGUCUUAUUACUGGUGCACUACGACGUAGAUGCAAUAUGCACUUGUAAAAUUCUGCAAGAACUGUUCAAAUGCGACAACAUCCCUUACACAUUGAUUCCUAUCGGUACCAUCCCUGAAUUGAAGAGUGCCUAUGAGGAGAACAGUGAGGAGGUGAAGUACGUGGUGCUGGUGAACUGCGGCGGCGCGCUGGACGUGGUGGACCUGCUGCAGCCCGAGGAGGACGUCGUGUUCUUCAUCCUCGACUCGCACAAGCCCACCGAUGUGUGCAAUGUCUACAGUGAUGGCCAGGUCAGACUGGUGUACAAAGACGUAGAAGAAAACAUUCCAAACUUUGAUGACAUAUUCCGUGAUGAUGAAGAUGAGGAGGAAGAGCCCACAGAGAGCGGUGUGGAAGGCCUCGAAGCGCUGGCGACGCGGCGGCGCGAGCGACGCGAGUGGGAGGAGAACCGACACACGCUCAUGUUCAACUACACACAGUUCUCUUACUACGGGAAGCCGAGCGGUAUAGUGGCGCUGGAGCUGGCAUGGCGGCUGUCGCGAGUGAGCACCGAGGUGCUGUGGUGCGCCAGCGUGGCCGCCGCCGCCGCCGAGGAGAUCUACGCACGCGACGGGCCCAGAUGUCUGUUGGACGCUGAGUCGCUGCAUAGACACAUAGCCAUCGCUGCCGGAGCAACGGCUGACAAAGAUCAUGCAGCAAAAAUAGUCCUGGAAGAGGACAUCCGCCUGCCCCUAUACCGCCUAUGCAGCCUGUGGGAGUCGCUGAGCCUGGCGGGGGCGGUGGCGCCGCGCCUGCACACGCACCGCGGGCCGCAGCUGUUGCGCAGACUGCUGGCUGACCUGGGGAUCCCCAUCCAGCAAGCCCGCCAAGCCUACCGCUCAAUGGACGUGUCCUACCGUCGCACACUAGUGGCCUCCCUCUCUCGUGUCUGCGCGGAGCUCCGGCUGGACGCGGCGCGCACCGCGUUCCUGCUGACGCGGCCGCACGCGCACGCCGCCGCCGCGCACGACCUGCCCUACGUGCUCAUGGCGCUGCCGAGCGUGAGUUGUACAUGCAGUGGGACAUGGGGGCAGGGGGCGGCCGGGGGGUGUAGUGAGCUCCGGCUGGACGCGGCGCGCACCGCGUUCCUGCUGACGCGGCCGCACGCGCACGCCGCCGCCGCGCACGACCUGCCCUACGUGCUCAUGGCGCUGCCGAGCUGGCUCCCUCUCUCGUGUCUGCUAGAGCUCCGGCUGGACGCGGCGCGCACCGCGUUCCUGCUGACGCGGCCGCACGCGCACGCCGCCGCCGCGCACGACCUGCCCUACGUGCUCAUGGCGCUGCCGAGCGAAUCCCCGCUCCCCGCAGCCUUCCAACAAGCCCUAGCGUCGCUAGACACCUCGACCCCUCCAGAGCCGGCGGGCGCGCUGGCGUGCCUGCGCGCCGUGGCCGCCGCUGCCGCCGCCGCGCUGCAAGACAAGGGCAGCGCCGCCGCGCCCUUUAGGUACUUCAAGGUGCAUGAGCCGGCGGGCGCGCUGGCGUGCCUGCGCGCCGUGGCCGCCGCCGCCGCCGCCGCGCUGCAAGACAAGGGCAGCGCCGCCGCGCCCGCACAGAUACUUUAUGAGCCGGCGGGCGCGCUGGCGUGCCUGCGCGCCGUGGCCGCCGCCGCCGCCGCCGCGCUGCAGGACAAGGGCAGCGCCGCCGCGCCCUUUAGGUACUUCAAGGUGCAUGAGGUGAAGCCGGCGGGCGCGCUGGCGUGCCUGCGUGCCGUGGCCGCCGCCGCCGCCGCCGCGCUGCAAGACAAGGGUAGCGCCGCCGCGCCGUUCAGAUACUUUAAAGUGCAUGAGGGCACACCCGAAGCGAACAUAGUGAACGAGCCGUUCUGGCUCUCAGUGGCGUGUCGCUGGGUGUCGCUGGCGACGGGCGCCGCGCGGCCGGUGGUCGCCAGCGCGCCGCGGCCUGCCGCCCGCUGCCUCGUGCUGGCUAUACCGCCGCGCUACACCAGCGAGACCAGGAAUCUAUUCGGCGCGGCGUUCGAGACGGCCGCCUCAAGAUGCGGCGUCGAGGCGACUCGGGAGCACUUCGCGCCCGCCGCCGUCACCCUGCCCGCCGCCCAGCUGCCGAUGUUGCUGGACGCUCUUACUGCACUGCUGUCGUAGAUAUACCUACUACAUCACCUGAAGGGUUGAACGGCAUCUUUAUCAUGUAAAUACCAAUCACAGUGCCGUAUUUAUCGCGAAUUUUUACUUCGAUAACAGACCAGUGAAUCGCGAACUGUUUCGAGACACAAUGAUAGAACAUUCGAGACGACAUGGACCUGUCAUAGAUAUACUAGGUAUAGGUGGCGCCAC
Messenger RNA from Plutella xylostella (diamondback moth), 2616 nucleotides. RefSeq names its product cell division cycle protein 45 (gene Cdc45). Gene Ontology annotation, cellular component: DNA replication preinitiation complex. NCBI's taxonomy places the organism in Eukaryota, Metazoa, Arthropoda, Insecta, Lepidoptera, Plutellidae. Gene Ontology annotation, molecular function: single-stranded DNA binding; chromatin binding; DNA replication origin binding. Gene Ontology annotation, biological process: DNA replication initiation; mitotic DNA replication preinitiation complex assembly; double-strand break repair via break-induced replication. The record is from RefSeq and is a predicted model, not a curated record.